AAGCACGCACGCACGGCCAUCGCAGCUCUGUUGCGGAAAUGAGCUGACAAGCUCAGCGAAAUAAUCAAAACUCUUCACUUCCAGCGGAGAGGACACCCAAAUUCCGUAAAUAGUAAGAUUGUUGCUCAGAUGAAGAGGACUUGCCCGGUUGAUCUGCCGUGUCGCCUCUCCUUGCUAUGGCAACGCCAUAUUUCCCAACAUUCCUGCUGCUCAUCCUGGUGUCCUCCGUGGUCCUCUUCCUGCUGACUCUGAUGCCGUCUGUCACUCCGUCCCUUCCUUCUCCACACUCGUCUCCUUCCUCACCCUGGACGUCCUCCUCCUGUGGUCCCGGUCAGUCCUGGGCCGUUCGGCUCCAUCCUGGAAGGCAGCAUGAGGAAGAUGAGGAUGUGGAGCAAGACUCUCUAGAUCUGGAUGUAAUAGCAGACAGGGUGGCAGACCAGGCUGGGCUGCAGAAUAAAGGCCAGAUCGGACAGCUGAAGGGCCAUUACCUGCUGUGCUCUGGAAGCUCUGACUCUGAGGCUCUGGGAGGGCUGUGGACGAGGAGUGCAGGGGAGGUUCUAGCAGCACAUCCUCAAGUUCUAUGGUUCUCCAAAGAGAUGUUGCUCAGUCGUUCUAAACGAUCAGUGGCCUUCAAUGACCCCAACUACCCCAAGCAGUGGCAUUUGCAUAAUGACGUCAACAGAGGAAUGGAUAUCAAUGUGACCGGAGUGUGGGAGCGUAACAUCACCGGCCAGGGGGUCACAGUGGUGGUGGUGGAUGACGGAUUGGAGCACACCCACCAGGACAUUCAUCUCAAUUAUAGUCCUGAGGGGAGCUAUGACCUGAACUCCAACGACCCGGACCCCAUGCCCCACCCAGACUCUCACAGUGAUAAUCACCACGGGACUCGGUGUGCCGGAGAGAUCGCGGCUGUCCCCAACAACAGCUUCUGCGCCGUUGGUGUGGCCUACGACAGCAGGGUGGCAGGUAUCCGAGUCCUUGAUGGCCCGUUGACGGAUAGUCUAGAGGCCAUAGCUUUCAACAAGAAUUAUCAAGUUAAUGACAUCUAUAGUUGCAGUUGGGGUCCAGAUGACGAUGGCCACACGGUGGAUGGACCUCACCCGCUGGGGAAGGCGGCUCUGCAGCACGGGGUGAUUGCAGGGAGACGAGGCUUUGGGAGCAUCUUUGUGGUAGCCAGUGGUAACGGAGGUCAAUAUAACGACAACUGCAACUACGAUGGCUACGCCAACUCCAUCUACACAAUCACCAUUGGAGCGGUCAACGAGAAAGGCAAGAUGCCGUUCUAUGCAGAGGAAUGUGCGUCCAUGCUGGCUGUCACUUUCAGCAGCGGGGGAUCCAGACUCAGGAGCAUAGUGACGUCAGACUGGUCCAUGCAGGAGGGGACGGGCUGCACGGACGGCCACACCGGUACGUCUGCUGCGGCGCCUCUGGCGGCGGGAAUGAUCGCCCUCAUGCUGCAGGUCCGGCCCUGUCUCACCUGGAGAGAUGUGCAGCACAUCAUUGCCUUUACUGCCACCAAGUGUGACCCAAACGCUGACUGGCAGCAGAACCAGGCAGGUUUCAAUCACAGCCACCAGCACGGCUUUGGCCUCCUCAACGCAUGGAGGCUAGUUAAUGCAGCCAAGGUCUGGGAGACGGUGCCUUUCCUGGUUUCUUAUCAGAGCUCAGUGAUUCAUGAGGAGGCGGAAAUCCUGAUCUAUCACAGGGAGCUGGUCCGUACCUGGAACGUUUCUGCCGCUGACCUAAAAGAGUCUGGAAUGCAGACGCUGGAGCACGUGGCCGUCACCGUGACGAUAACUCAUCCUUGCCGCGGUAGCCUGGAGGUGGUGCUGGUUUGUCCCAGCGGGAUGCGUUCUCUCAUGGGGGCUCGUCGAGCCACCGAUCGCGACUCUGCAGGCUACACGGACUGGACCUUCUCCACCGUGCGCUGCUGGGGGGAGAAGGCUGAAGGCGUGUACAUUCUGAAGAUCUCAGACCACAAGGAAGCCAUGUCUGACCGGUGCGCCGCUGUGGGGGUGCUGAAGGAGUGGAAGCUGAGCCUGUACGGUUCAUCCAUGAGCCCCAGCCAAGUGAAGGAGCGCCAGACGUUGGUGAAGGAGGCCAUGAGCGGCAAAUACCUGGACAGCAAUUUCUCGCUGCCUUGCCCCCCAGGCCUGGACAUCCCAUCUGAAAUCAUCCGACCUUUUACAUCCAACAGCCUCAAGUUCCUGCUGCUGUUUGGAUGCUUCGCCCUUUUCUGGUCCCUCUACUACACUCUGGAGGUCACACUGGCCAACAAAAGCCUCCGCGCCGUCUUGUGCCUGCCCAGGAGGCAGGAUUCCAGCUCUGUGAAAUUUAGACACAGCAUCAAAGGAGUGGAGGAGGCGCUAACGGAGCAGGAGGCUGGGGAGUACAGGGAGGAAGAGGAGGAUGACUCUGGGGUGGAGUUGCACACGGUUCUGGACUAUGAGGCCAAAGUGCCGCUGUUGGCAGGAGAGCAAACUGUAGUAUAAACCAGCUAAAGGAACGCUGCCGGAGCUCUGCGGCUCGCUCUCCCUCGCCUGGGCUGCUUCUGGCUGGAGGUGAGGGCGUCCAAGUGGACCUCCAACUCAAAGGAGGAGUGGACUCUUCGUCCUUCUCCUCAUCUCUCAGACAAGUGACCUUGUUUGGACUGUAACUGUGCGUGUUUGUGUACUUCCUCCUUAAAAAUGUCCUCAAAGACACAAUAAUGUGGGAAAACCUUUUGCUUUUUAAGGGUUUACAUGGACAAAUCUGAGGUUUACGUUUAAGUAAACUUGUUGUUACUCAAGGAAACAUUUGAAGAGCUGCUUCUGGACAGCGACGUGGAAAAAGUUUAAAAUCCCACAACAACUAUCCUGUCUGUGAAGCUGGAAGAAGCGCCAACAGGUGUGUUUGUUGAACUAGUGAAGACAAAUGUGAGAAGAGAUGAACGUUGUGUGUGUGCGUGUGAUGCAGUGCUGGGUUUUUAACAUACAGGGGUCUUCCACUCUCAAAUGUGAAGUUUCAUAAAGGUACUCUCUUUUUUAAAAGACGUUUAUUUUCUGAGGUGUGUUUUUUUUUUUUUUGACUCCUUUGUGGCGGGUGGGUUUUUAUCUGCUGGUUCCUCAAUCAACUACUGUUUAAAAACUUGAAAUGGAGAUUGGAAUUUGUAUUUUUUUAUAAAUUAUAAUAUAUAAAUGUGUGCCUGUUGUACACAUGUACUGUAUGCUGACAGUGUUGACCUCUUUACACCUCUUUUCAGAUUGUAAUAGGAACUCUUCUCUUUUUCUAUCUGAAUGACUGGAGUGCAGAUUGGAGCUGUAAUGCAGUGCGAGGCACAGAUGAUUGAAAAUAAAAUACGUUUAAACUAU
Molecule: messenger RNA, 3350 nt
Organism: Oryzias latipes (Japanese medaka)
Lineage: Eukaryota; Metazoa; Chordata; Actinopteri; Beloniformes; Adrianichthyidae
Gene: pcsk7
Product: proprotein convertase subtilisin/kexin type 7
Biological process (GO): protein processing
Cellular component (GO): Golgi membrane; trans-Golgi network
Molecular function (GO): serine-type endopeptidase activity
Source: RefSeq, a predicted model, not a curated record